UUAGAUUCCUCUAUCUCUUUCCAUAACACAUGCUGUUGCUGCUGCCUGCUAUUUCACACAUGAUGAACUCACUAAGGUGUGGAAAACGAUGGUAAUCCCAUUUUAAGAAUUUCGUUGACAGUAUACUAGCUUGGAGCCCUUUGCAUGCAAUGGCUGCAAAACAAGGUCUACUCUAUCCGUGAAGCUGCAGCAAACAACCUAAAGCGCUUUGCAGAAGAGUUUGGUCCUGAGUGGGCAAUGCAACACUUGGUUCCACAGGUAUUGGACAUGGUCACAAAUCCGCACUAUCUACAUAGGAUGAUGGUUCUACGAGCAAUAUCUCUCAUGGCUCCUGUGAUGGGAUCUGAAAUUACAUGCUCUAAGUUUCUUCCUGUGGUGGCUGAGGCAUCAAAAGACAGAGUUCCAAACGUCAAGUUCAAUGUUGCAAAACUUCUGCAAUCUCUCAUCCCCAUAGUCGACCAAUCAGUGGUGGAGAAAACAAUACUCAGUGUUUGGUGGACCUGAGCGAGGACCCUGAUGUUGAUGUUCGCUAUUUUGCAAACCAAGCGCUUCGUUCCAUUGACGAUGCUGCAGCUGCACAAUCCUAAAUAUAUUUUUUCAAAUGUGUUAGUGAUAUAUAUAUAAUCUUUAAUCCUUUGUGUUCUUUGUUAUUACCUGGUUUGUUUGCGUAAAACACCAUUUUCGAUUGCUGGCUAUGAACUGCAUUUAUAUAUUAGUGAUAUAUAAUCUUUUAAUCCUAUUA
Molecule: messenger RNA, 742 nt
Organism: Brassica rapa (field mustard)
Lineage: Eukaryota; Viridiplantae; Streptophyta; Magnoliopsida; Brassicales; Brassicaceae
Product: serine/threonine-protein phosphatase 2A 65 kDa regulatory subunit A alpha isoform
Biological process (GO): protein dephosphorylation
Cellular component (GO): nucleus; cytosol; cytoplasm
Molecular function (GO): protein phosphatase regulator activity
Source: RefSeq, a predicted model, not a curated record